This is a messenger RNA of Colletotrichum truncatum, 858 nucleotides long. Its product is annotated as nad dependent epimerase. The record is from RefSeq and is a predicted model, not a curated record. NCBI's taxonomy places the organism in Eukaryota, Fungi, Ascomycota, Sordariomycetes, Glomerellales, Glomerellaceae.
AUGGCAACUGUACAAGAACGGCAUCCGGAGCUCUUCCGCCCCGUGAGCACCGAAUCCCCACGUGGGAAGAAGAGAACGGUGCCUUUGGAGGUCUUAUGCCUGGGCUUCCCUCGGACAGGGACAAUGUCCAUGUGCGCUGCGCUGGAAAAGCUCGGCAUUACCUGUUGGCAUUCCACUAGCUUUCUCUCGACCAACUUCGCAGACAUUGAGAUGUGGCAGGAAGCCGUUGACCGUAAAUUCUUCGGCGCCCAGCCCAACGGCAAUACGAAACCAGUCGGCCGUGAGGAAUUCGACCAGCUCCUGCACUCCUUCGGCGCUGUAUCGUCAGACACCCCUGCCGUAGCCUUCGCCGAAGAGUUGAUUGCCGCGUAUCCUGAAGCUAAAGUGGUCCUUGUUGAGAGAGACACGGAGAGCUGGUAUAAGAGCUUCAUGGAGGGCAUUAUUGUCAGAAUGUAUGCUCCGUGGACUACCGUUGUGUACAACGUUGAUCAUUUCUACUGCCGCCCAAUAGGCAAGAUUCACAAGUCGGUUCUGGGGGGUUGGCUAGACAUCUGGAAUACUAAGGAUGCAGAGCUGAAGCUAAGGGAUAGUUACCGUCAGCAUUAUGAUUUGGUGAGAAGGGUAACGCCCAAGGAGAGGUUGCUGGAGUUCAACUUGGCAGAUGGGUGGGAGCCCUUGUGCGAGUUUCUUGGAAAGCCGGUUCCUGACGUUCCCUUCCCGCAUCUAAACGAGAAGCGCUGUCUGGAGGAGAAAAUUGGUCUGAUUAUAUCUCAUGGUUUGAAGGCGUUGGGAUGGAGGGUGGCAACUUAUGGCGGUCCCCUUGUGGUGGCUGGUGUUGCGCUGUGGAUGUAUAUGUGA